This is a messenger RNA of Photinus pyralis (common eastern firefly), 476 nucleotides long. RefSeq lists its product as uncharacterized. The transcript is spliced from 3 exons. NCBI's taxonomy places the organism in Eukaryota, Metazoa, Arthropoda, Insecta, Coleoptera, Lampyridae. The record is from RefSeq and is a predicted model, not a curated record. The coding region runs from base 7 to 414 and encodes 135 amino acids.
CCAACUAUGUGCACAUAUUAUUGGCGGUUAUUAAUUUUCGGAGUGUUUGUUGUUAAUUUCUUUGGCAAAGGCUGCUCUUUGGAAUGCUUUGAUUGCAAGUCGGAUCCAAAGGGCCACUGUGGGGACCCUUUCAAUUCAUCAUCGGUGAAGGCUGUGUCAUGCGUUCCGUCAAGUUACGUGUGCUUGAAACAGAAACAGAUUUUUAAGAGAAAUGGACGAGAAAUAAUGGAAGUGACUAGGUCCUGCGCUCCAGACUCAUAUUGUCGUCUAAUGAUCUUCGAGCACUGCUCCCUGUGCCAGACCGACAGAUGCAAUCCAGCCAACGUUUCGCUACCGUCCUCGCCAGUCAAUACAAUUAUUGCUAUGUGUUUGCUAAUAAAAUAUUUCUCCGCAAGUGGCACAUUCAUUACGUGAAUUUCUCAAAUUUUGUUAACAUCCUUUGUCAUUGAACAAUAAAUUCUAUUGAUUACGCUUGA